This is a messenger RNA of Scutellospora calospora, 318 nucleotides long. NCBI's taxonomy places the organism in Eukaryota, Fungi, Glomeromycota, Glomeromycetes, Diversisporales, Gigasporaceae. The record is from the annotation of a GenBank genome assembly.
AUGAAGGGAAAGGGAGGCCUUUGGUUCAAACAGUACGAGCUACCUACUCUUAUAAUUUUUGACAUCUCGUCCUUUCAAAGCUUCCUCGCGAUACUCGGUGAUUCACAAGCGAUGUUCGAUGGAUACCCCAUCGCGUUGGUAGACUCGGCCAGUGAAUGCCCUGAUGGCGGAAUACUCGGCUCACGUGCCAGAUCACCCGAAGGUUAUGUGCUUACACACCCUCAGCAGCCUUCGAUGUCACCCCAGUACCCUCCGCGCCCGCGGCCACCGUCUCAGGCCCUCCAGAAGACUCAGCACUCGCAUUCGCCUCCCGAGUGA